Ciona intestinalis (vase tunicate) is the source of this 599-nucleotide messenger RNA. The record is from RefSeq and is a predicted model, not a curated record. Lineage: Eukaryota; Metazoa; Chordata; Ascidiacea; Phlebobranchia; Cionidae.
AGCAAGCACAUUACACUUUGAUCGUCGUUUCCAUGGGGUGACACCUCAAUUUGCGGAUUUGGUCAAAGCAGUGAGCGGAAUAUCUGGUGCCAUUGGUGGAUUGAUGGGGUACAUUGUACCUCAUGCAAAAAAACUAGGUGCAUUAAAUGCUUUACCAAUAAGAGGUGGACUUUGGAAACUUAGAAAGCAUUCUCGGGGAAGAAGUGCAGCUAAUGAAGUGUUCAGUGGUGUAAUUAACGACCUGGUUGAAGUAGCUGGUGAUAUGGGUGGGGUCUCAGGUAUCAUGGGAGCUAUGAUGGGAAAUGUUAUCGGUAAUGUUGGAAAUCUGCAUGCAAAUGCGCUUAUCCCACCAAGUACAAUGCUGGCAUCAAAGGAAAUGGCGGAAAUAAACAAAGGAACAAACAUUGUGGAUGAAAUUCAGAAAAUGUCAAAACAACUUUUGAAUGCAAUGCCAAGUGCAGCAAAAAGGAAUCCAGACAAAGAAAUGGAAUUGUGCAUGAAAUAUAUAACUUAUGGUGUUGGACAGCUAGGUAUGAUGGAUCAUUAUGGUGGAGUAAUGCCAGAGAGUCUAACGUUCAAACCACUAUAUGGAACACAAG